GGGUAUAAGGGUAUUGUCAAGCUGCUGCUCGAGAAGGGGGCUGAUCCGAAUGCGGCGGGAGAUGGACGGACACUACUAGCCUUAGCCUCUCAGUACGGGCAUGUCGAUAUUGUUAAGCUACUGCUCGAGAAGGGGGCCGAUCCGAAUGCGGCGGCUAAUAGAGACGGAUGGACGCCACUAGUUUAUAGGUAUAUCGAUAUCGUCAAGCUACUGCUCGAGAAGGGGGCCGAUCCGAAUGCGGCUGCUAAAAGAGACGGACGGAUACUACUAUACUGGGCCUCUCAGUACGGGUAUAUCGACGUCGUCAAGCUGCUGUCUGAGAGCGGCUUGGCCUGUUUUCGAGAAGAGGGGCAGAGAUAG
This is a messenger RNA of Hyaloscypha bicolor E, 360 nucleotides long. RefSeq names its product ankyrin. The annotation marks the transcript as partial. Gene Ontology annotation, molecular function: fatty-acyl-CoA binding; protein binding. NCBI's taxonomy places the organism in Eukaryota, Fungi, Ascomycota, Leotiomycetes, Helotiales, Hyaloscyphaceae. The transcript is spliced from 2 exons. The record is from RefSeq and is a predicted model, not a curated record.